This is a messenger RNA of Haemonchus placei, 252 nucleotides long. The record is from the annotation of a GenBank genome assembly. Lineage: Eukaryota; Metazoa; Nematoda; Chromadorea; Rhabditida; Trichostrongylidae.
CCUUACGAAGACUUCAAACAAGAUGGUGAGGACGAAUACGAAAUAAGACCUAAAAAGGAAAUGGUGCCGUUAGACAUGGAGUUUAGAACGACGUUAUUACUUUCAUCAAGCCCGUACUGUAAAGCGAUAGCAGUGCAACCAUUCAAAGGAGCCGUCCCUGGGGACCGUCUUCUGUUCAUGUACGUUACUUUCUUGAGCUUAUUCUGUGGUAAUGAUUUGAUCUCAAUGAACUGCAACGGUUCGUUUUCGUAA